Messenger RNA from Homalodisca vitripennis (glassy-winged sharpshooter), 2899 nucleotides. RefSeq names its product SCY1-like protein 2 (gene bma). The transcript is spliced from 14 exons. The coding region runs from base 59 to 2623 and encodes 854 amino acids. Gene Ontology annotation, biological process: protein phosphorylation. NCBI's taxonomy places the organism in Eukaryota, Metazoa, Arthropoda, Insecta, Hemiptera, Cicadellidae. Gene Ontology annotation, molecular function: protein kinase activity; ATP binding. The record is from RefSeq and is a predicted model, not a curated record.
CCAAGGGCGCGGGGCGGUGAUGAGUGAGGCGACGAUAGCUCCCGGGGUCUAGCGAGCCAUGCCUGCCACUGCCAUGUUCUCUAACCUCAAGAGCCGAGUGGGGGGUGGCGGAGGCGGUGGUGCCGCGCAGAACGUGCUCGACCACAACCCCAUCACCCAAUACUUCGAGAUCGGCAAAGUUGUCGCCAGCGCGGGGCCGGAGCACGUGUGGAAGAUCCAUGACGCCUAUCGAAAAAGUGAUGGGAAGGAAGUGUCGGUGUUUGUGUUCGAGAAGAGGAGUGCGGAGAAGCUGCACAAGCCCAAGAGGAAGGAAACGGUCACUGAACUGUUACGGGGGUCGGUGCGGCAGUUGGAGAGGUUCCGCCACCCCAAGGUACUACAGGUCCACCAUCCCAUCGAGGAGUGCAACGACACCCUGGCCUUCGCCUCGGAGCCGGUCCUGGCCAGCCUAGCGAACAUUCUGGCCUUCCAGGAGCCCAGUCAAGUGGGUCCUCCGGCGACCGGAGCCUCGCAACACCCGCCACCGCAGAACACCCCACGGCCACCCCACGCGCGAGAGUACCACUUCCUCGACAUCGAGCUCAAGUACGGCAUCCUCCAGAUCACGGAAGCGCUGUCGUUCCUCCACUACUCGGGUCACGUACUGCAUAGGAACGUGUGUCCAAGUAGUAUUCUUGUCACCAAGAAGGGAACGUGGAAACUGGGCGGACUCGAGUUCACUGAGCGGAUGAACGACGUGGACGGGCUGGAACCACUCUCCUGUCAGCCCUGGACGUCGCGCCUCCCCAAGAUGGCUCAACCUGACCUCGACUUCACCGCACCAGAGGUUCAAACAUCUUCUGUGUGCAGCGUGCUCAGUGACAUGUUCUCCCUGGGCAUGGUGAUCUGCGCCAUCUUCAACCAGGGGAGACCACUGAUACAAGCAAACCAUAGUAGCUCUACCUACUUGAAGCAGCUGGAACUGCUGGAAGACCAAGUGCACAACUUGCUACCUCGGGUGCCUAUACCUCUUCAGGAGGCCGCAGUCCGACUCUUGAGCAGAGAGACGAGGCAGCGGCCCACCGCGCAACUCCUCUCCCUCAUCAAAUACUUUAGUGAUCCUGCAGUGCAGGCGCUGCAGUUUCUGGAUGUUAUUAACAUGAAGGACCCCACCCAGAAAUCCCACUUUUACAGAAAUACACUGAAAGAAGUAUUACCUUACAUCCCACGGAAACUGUGGUUCCAGCACGUAUGGCCUUGUCUGCAGCAGGAGAUGAGAACCCAGGAAGUCCUGGCCGCCGUGCUCCAGCCCAUCAUUUACUUGAUACAGGAGUGUUCGGUGGAGGAGUACGAGAACAUCAUCUUACCACCUUUCAGAAACGUUUUCUCUAUUCCGAAGUCUAUCCAGGCAACUGUGACGCUGCUGGAGAACUUGCACAUCAUCCUGGAGAAGACUCCUCGCGACGACAUCCGCACCGAAGUCUUGCCUAUGCUCUACAACGCUUUCGAGAGCACAACCAUCCAAGUUCAGACGGCUGCGCUGGUCGCAGUGACGAACGUCUCCGAAUAUCUGGACGAGUCCAGUAUUCGCCGGAUGGUGCUCCCAAAGAUGAAGACGGUCUACGAGAAGAACGCGACCGACCUGAAGAUCGUGGGCAACAUCCUGUCGUGUAUCGAGAAAACAUUGGAUCGACUGGAGAGGCCGCAGAUCAUCGAUGAGGUCCUUCCGCUCCUGUGGGACGUGCGUCUCCAGGACCCCGACAUCAUACUCAGGGUUGUAAAUAUAUACAGACUGAUGCUGAGUGACAAGAAAUACGGCCUGUCAGUAAACUUGAUGGCCACCAGGGUCAUGCCUUCGCUUCUUCCCCAGACCGUCAAUCCUUCACUGAACCUCGAACAGUUCACAAUUCUGUUUGAGGUCCUUCAAGAAAUGUUGGACCACAUUGAUAGGAACCAAAGGAACCGGUUAAAACUGGAUAAUAUUUCCCUGCCGAGCCCAGAACGACACCGGCCCUUGCGCCAUCUGUACAGCUCCGACAACAUGCAUGUCCCCCCCUUCAAUAUUCCAAACUUGCGUAUCGAGCAGCGUAAGACCUCGAGUGCAGAAGAUAUGGCUAGGAAAAACUCAACUGACUCUGGAAUGUUAGGCGGCUGGUGGUUCGGAGCAUCUCCUUCUUCACCAGAUAGCAAUUUCUUGAGGGUCCAUAAUGCGUUCCCCAACCGCCGCCUAUCUGACAACACUCUGAUGACGCCCAAGAUCAGGAUCGCCCCCUCGUGUGCGUCCUCUCCCGGAGGGACUCCGGGUGGUGGUCUGCCGAUCCGCCGACACUCCAGUAUUGGCCCACAGGAACGAAGAGGAUCCACCAUCAACCUGUCACCACCGACAGGCGGCAGUAUGCCCAACACGAGCAGUAGUGUACCUUUCCUGUUGAGCAGCAGCAUGCAAAGCAUCCGUUCGCGGCGGCCCUCGGCCUGCCUGUCCUCCUCGCAGGGCUCAGGCCUGCUACAGCAACUGGGCUCCGGCAUGGUAAGACAGCUCUCGCUCUCAGGAUCACAGGCCAACGGAAGGGCAUUCCCUGGUACCAAUGUAAGGCAAUGUCCUUCCUUCUGCUAUAUCUCUCUCUCCCUCGCUUCCUCUGUGUGAGGCCCCGGUAGCGCGCGGGCCUCUCUCUCUGUGCUUGUAGUCUCGACAUGUAUGACUGAGUGAGAGGACCGAUCAUCCAUUUCAGAGUUGAUGUCAUCAUCUAAAAUCGACCCCAAAAACACCAUUUGGCUGUUAAAUUUUAUCCAAAUCUAAAACUGGACGAGUGAUAACCGAUUAGAUUAGAACAUUUGGACCCUUGCGUACGGCCUAAACCCUCCCCGACAACUCUAGCCCUUACCUAAAUACCAUUCACCAUCUUCAUGUGUAUAAACCUAA